Messenger RNA from Caenorhabditis elegans, 2121 nucleotides. RefSeq names its product Rad21/Rec8-like protein C-terminal eukaryotic domain-containing protein (gene coh-3). NCBI's taxonomy places the organism in Eukaryota, Metazoa, Nematoda, Chromadorea, Rhabditida, Rhabditidae. The coding region runs from base 54 to 1877 and encodes 607 amino acids. The transcript is spliced from 13 exons. The record is from RefSeq and is marked reviewed.
UUUGCAGUUAAAAAUUGCAGAAAGUCAAACGGGUAAGAAAGGUAACAAUCAGCAUGGUGAUAAGCAUCGAUGUACCGCUCAAAGCGUCGGAGGAAGCGACUGUGAAGUUCCUAUUAGGAAUAGUUUUUGGUUCUCACAAGAAACUCGGCUUGCAAUCAAAUCGUCGUGAGUGCUUCAGACACGAUGUUCUUCAAGCAAGCAAGCUCAUUCAGUGGAUUCUCAGUAACGAGAGGAAAAACAGAAGAUCUCUCUCCAUUGCGUGUAAUUUGGUGUACGGAAACACCAUAGUUCUCAGUACUCAAGUUGCUCGACUUCUUCAAGAUGCAAUUCGUGCUCGAGAGAUCGUCGCAUUCACUUCGUACCUCGCGGAAGAAGAUGAGAGGAAACGAAAAACUCGUGAACAGAUGGAAGGUGACAACUCUAAAACACCAAAGAAGAAGAGAAGAACGAUGGUUGAGGAAUUUCCUCUCACUCCUACCCCGAUCAGUGUGGCUCUAAAACAAAACAUUACAAUGCCAGAUGUUCUCAGUCUUCACAAGAACGACCAAAUUAACGUUGAAGACGAUUUGGCUGCACCAACAAUGGAACAACUUGAAAUGAUGUACGGGAUGUUGGAAUCAGAAAAUCGGAACACAGCGAUUGAUUUAACAUUCAUCGAUCGAUAUUCCUCCAACGAUUGCCGUCAAAAUGUUCAUAAUCUGAAUUUGGAGACUGAUUUUCAACGCCCAUCUGAUGACUUUAUCCGGAGCCAGCUCAUGACACCUACCAAAUCUAUUCCACAAGAAGAGGAAUUUCAACCAGCCACACACCUGAAGGAAAUGCUUCUUUUCCGCCAACUCCCCAUCACACUAGACGAAACUGAGAGAAGAAGAAGCAUGGAAGAAGAAAUGGAGGAAGCGAGGAACUCUGGAAUCAACACCGAGUUUAUUCCGCCACAACAAAUGGAUGUUCCACGACUUGUCUCGGAAAACAUGGAUCUAGAUGACGAAGUUUCGAUUCCAAUAAGAAUUCCCAAAGUUCCUCUUAGUGCUACAAAGAAACAAACGUCUGAGAACGAAGGAGCAGAAGAAGGGAUCAAUUAUAAAAUUCCAUUAAGAGAAAUGCAUCACAUAAUGGAAGAUUAUUCCAGUCUUCACUUCAAAGACCCGGAGCCUCUAUACCGAAAGACAAGCAAAGUGAUGAAUUUAAAAGAGCUGUUGAACCCAAUUCCUUACUUCCUUCGAAAAGGAUGCAAUACAGACAUGUGGGAUCUGUUCAAGGUGAAAACGAGGAAGUUUGAUUCCACAAUUGGCCACGAUGUAUCUGAUACUGAAGAAGAGGACGAAGACGAGGAGACUGAGAGAAGAAAUCGACUUAAAGCUGAACUUGAGCCCUUGGAGACCAUCGACUUGUCACAGAUGAAGUUCAUGACGACUCCACUGAAGGAUAAAAGUCCUAUAUUGACUCCAGUGCAUCGACCGGAAGAAAUUGAGUUUCGUGAAGAGCUCGAACUUCCACGGUUUGAACAAUUUGAGCCGAUGAAUGUGAAUCCGAUUUCUCCAAAAAUGGAAGAGCCGGCGCUAUUUGAAGACAACUGGAACUCCAAACCGACGUGGUCAAAUACAAGUUCUGAAAACAUUGCGGAUGCGCUCACCAUCCGUGGGAAUAUUAUUCGCCAGCUGGAUGAUAAAAGCCCCUUCGAGGUCACUCUGGAUUCGAUGAUCCCGGUUGCUGCGACAUCUCGACGAGAAGCUGCUCGGACAUUCUAUACAGUUCUUGAGCUCCUCAAAGAACGCAAGAUUAAGGCCACUCAACGUGCUCCGUAUGAAAAUAUCGAUUUGCUGCUAUCAACGGAUGAUAGUGAAGAUAUCGACGAUCUGGCAAUGGCUGAUUUCUAACUGCACACUUUUUCCUUUUUCUGAUGUCCUCUUUAGAUCUGCUAGUUAAUUACUAUUAUUGUAUUUUAGAAUUUUUAUCUUAGUAGUGUAGCUGCAUUUAGAAUCAUAAUUAUUUCUCCCACUUGUAAAAUCUUUCUGUCCAUUUUAAUUUUUUUUCCCUUCGUGGCUCUCAUGUUCAGUUUCCAUCGUGUCUCAUUCCUAUUCCCAGUUUUUUUCUAGAUAAAAACUCAUUUCGUUCGAAAAA